AAAGAUAAAGAUGACUAAAUUGAGAAAAUGUGCUUCAUGUAAAAGAGUUCAAAGUACACCAAACUAAAAAAAAACAAACAGAUCGUUGCAGACUGCAAGCAAAUUAAGCUCGAUUCGGAAAUAAGGCAGGAAAAAAUGAAAAUAAAGUAAGAACAACUAACAAACGAAUUACAUAUAACUUUUAACUAUUUAUCUAACAAUUUGAAAAAGUGUUUAUUGUUUGAUGGCUACUUGGAUAUAGGAACAAUUUAGUCCGCACAUUAAUGUUUUGGUUAUUUGAAUUAAACUCUAUAUUGGGUUUGGGAACGAUUUCAUUUGUUGUGCUAAAUGUGAUAGAGAUUCAGUGUCCCAAAAAAUAAUCUGUCUAUCAUCUGACAAAGAACAUGGACCACGCCAUUCUGCACUGGAAAUUUCAUUCUGCUUCAUUCAUGAUAAAUUUUAAAAAAUGAAUAUUGUUCACUGAAAUUUUAGGUUCGAUGAAAUUUAUCUGAUACAAUCAAACUUGUAGUUUUGUAAAAAAAGUACAUGAUUGCAAUGUUAUACUCAAGUUUAGUGUGCAAUUUUAACAAUUAUGCCCCGAGCAUAAAGCAUUAUUAUUAGUAAUUAUUGACCGAUAACAUUGAAACACCGUUGACUACAACAUGAUGUAAAAAUAUACAGAGUGUUUUGCACGGUAUUAAUAAUUACUGCGUGAGCGCGAAAAUGGUUCAUUCGUUGUAGGUAGCGGACAUAUUAAUACCGUGGCUGAUUUUGAUGACACCAUUAUCUAAUUCCGCCCAUCCAUAUUAAAAUAAGCGACACAAACAUAGCCAUUUAAUACCGAUAAUGAAAAACUAAAUAGGAAGUGAAUGUUUGUUUACAUUAGAUCAAUAAGCAUGAUCCGAUAUAGAAGACAGUUUACUAUAAGAAUAUUAAUUUCCUAAUAGCCCCCCAUAAGCGUAAUUAACAUUAAGAAAACGCUAAAUGCCCCGGAUGAGAAGCCAUCGACGAUCAUUGUAACGAUUCUGGUUAAGAGGCGAUGAAUAAUAACAAAAUGACUAUACACAUGACUAAUUCCUCAUUUAACAAAACGCUGAUACUCGAGUACCCGGUACAAUGGAAAACAGAAUGACAAUUUGCCGUGUUGUGGCUCGUUCCAACUACCGUAGUUUAACAGAGCUAAGAGCUUCCCGAGCGAUGAGCUUUUUUAUUGGCUUCAAUUAGUGUUAAUUUUUGACCAUCCUGUGGGUGAUUACUCUUGAAAGGGAGCACCCUCGUUCCGGGAAGAUUUAUGAAGUGCAUUGCUGAAACAGUCGGUGAAUCGGACGCGGUUUUUGUGUCGUAAACCCGGUAGUUUUAGUGUUUGCUUCGAAAAAGAUUCAAAUCCUGGACUUUUCCGUGAGCCAAAACAUGGAUGAUGGCACUAUCAACCGGUCGCACUUCUCGGAGCUCGUCAGAUAUUCCCGGCCAAUGAUGACAGUGGCCGGGACAUUCACAGUGAUCAUCAUGAUAGUGGGUGUCUUAGGCAAUCUUCUCACCCUAGUGGCUCUUCUUCGACAUUCCAAAAUCAGAACAGUGGCUGCUGCUUUCAUUGCCAGCCUCUGUUUGUCAGAUUUGCUCUUCUGUUUCCUGGUGCUGCCGUUCUCCGCCAGCCAGUUCUUCCAUGGAACGUGGAUUCAUGGAGAUGUUCUUUGCAAGAUGAUUCCUACCUUGAGAUAUGGAACCAUUGGGGUUUCAUUGCUCAGUAUAGCCAGUAUAUCGAUAAAUAGGUAUAUUCUAAUUGCUUGGCCGCAAUGCUACGCAAAAAUCUACACGAAAACGAAAGUGAUUUUGUACAUUUCACUUAUUUGGGUAUUCAGUUACGGUUUACAAGUUCCCACUUUGCUUGGACAGUGGGGCGUGUAUGGAAUGGAUGAGAGAUUGGGGACUUGCUCAAUUAAACCAGAUGCUAAUGGAUCAUCUUCGAAAACUGCCCUUUUCAUCAUAGGAUUUGCACUGCCUUCAGUGAUUAUUGUCUUGUGCUAUUCCAACAUCUUUUGGGUGGUGAGACAGUCUCACAAACGACUGGCCCAACACAGUUCCAACGGCAGCAAAUUUAAACGAAGCGAAAUGAAGAUUACCAAAAUGGUGCUGGUGAUCUUCAUUUGCUUCGUCGUCUGCUAUCUUCCGAUUACCAUCGUGAAGAUAUUCGACACGAGGGUUGAACAUGCUCCACUGCAUGUUUUGAGCUAUUUGCUGAUUUAUUUGGCCAGUUGCGUCAAUCCCGUGGUUUAUGUUACGAUGAAUAAGCAGUACAGAUACGCUUAUCUAGAGACGUUAAAGUGCAACUAUAAUAGCAACUUGGACUCAACAACACCAGCACCCACACCAACAAAAACGCAUGGAAUGUCUGUGGCUUAUUUGAAAAAUAUGGUGAAUCAGUCUCCAAAAGUAUAAAAAAGCAUUGAAGAAAAUCUGACAGUAUUAAUUUAUUUCGGUCGCGUAACUCGAAUAUUUGGGAUUAUUUCAAACCCAUGGGUUUUUCGAUAUAGGAAAUGUGAAUGAUUCACGAAUUCUUGAGAACGAAGGCCUUUGCUUUCACAAAUGGUGUACAAAUUGAAAAAAAACUUCUUAGUUGAAAACUGUACCAAAGCUGAUCUAGUUGCCAAGAAGACUACAGUAGAUAUGUAAGGAACAUGCCAUUAUUAUGUGAUAAUAUUGAUAUCAAGAAUCGUUUUAUGAUAUUAGGCAAUAGAGAUGUUAGGAAAGUAACGUGUAAUUAAUACAAUAAACUAAAUUAUAGUUGUAAAUAUAUAUGGUUGGAGCAAAAUGUCUUGAUAAUACAAAAUAUAUUUCGUAAAAAUUAAGGAAGUUAUUGUACGUGUUUCUCGUUCAUGUUUAGACCUAAUAAGUUCAUUGUAUAAAAUGAUGUAUUCUAGUUGUUUAACUUAAUAAGUACGGUACAAAAUUUAUUGAUUAAGGUUGGAACCUUACAUUAAGGUGUUUGUUUUGUAAAUAUUAUAUGUAAGUUUUUACUCUUUGGUUACCUUUUUCAUCUACCAAAUAUACCUAUAUUUAGUUUGGAUGAUUAUGCGUUUUUUCCCAGAAUAAAAGUUUGAUUUUCUUUAAA
Messenger RNA from Dendroctonus ponderosae (mountain pine beetle), 3088 nucleotides. Its product is annotated as G-protein coupled receptor moody. The record is from RefSeq and is a predicted model, not a curated record. Gene Ontology annotation, molecular function: G protein-coupled receptor activity. The transcript has 6 exons. Lineage: Eukaryota; Metazoa; Arthropoda; Insecta; Coleoptera; Curculionidae. The coding region runs from base 1390 to 2415 and encodes 341 amino acids. Gene Ontology annotation, cellular component: membrane. Gene Ontology annotation, biological process: G protein-coupled receptor signaling pathway.